CUCACGAAUCACAUAGCAUGUUUUUGUUACCGAUGUUUUAAGAAGUGCGGUUCGAUCCUUUUUGUGUUCUUUUAAAUCCGGUUUAAUCAGUCGUAAUGCCGUUUGUCGUUGUGCAAACCCGCAACAAUAAAAAAUCCAAACCGUGCAUGACCGUUGUGCCGGAAAAGUGGGCCAAAAGAGACCAUGUUUACUGGCCGCCAGCAAAUUUGGUAUCGCUUUCCAAAGAUGGAUUUUCGGAACCAAACAUUGAUGUUUGGAAAAUUCAGAAAUGUAAGGUUGUUGGUCGUGGCUCGUCAUAUGCGGUUGCUGAAGACGUGAUGCGACGGUUGGAGGUGGUCACGGACUCGGAGGAUGCUGUACAGUCAACUCUAGGAACACGGGCCAAUCCUGGCAAGAAAAAGGUCAAAUUUGUGCCAAAAGUGUACGAACUGAAAAGCAGUAAGAAGGAUCACGUAACAAGCCCUCCGGAGAACGAGGCCACAUACCCACUUUUUCCAGUGCCAAAACCGCAGACUCUGGGCGUGAGCCAGAGGAAUUGCGUGGCGUUGCCUCCACUGCAUCACAGCAAAUCACGGAAAUCUCUCAGAUUGACCAAACUAUGACUCAGUUUGUCAUUCAGUCAGGUGACGGUCGGCAAUAUGUCCAGAUGAGUGACGGAACAUGUUUGGAAAUCAUUGCUGGUGAAGCUAACUCAUAUGCUUCGACUAGUACUCAAAUUCAACCUACAACACAAAGCAGUGUAAUACUGGACAGCAGUAAUGUUAUCACCGACAAUGAUCUAAACAAUGUUCUCGACACUACGGGAAACCAGAAUGAUCAGCCAUGUUCUAUCGAACAACCGACUCAAGAAGAACAAAUGUGUCAUGACACCUCAAUCAUGACAGUCCUUCGAGAUUUGCAAGGUCGGGUUACCAGAAUGGAAACGAUGCUGGAGAAGGUUUUUGCUUUCAUGGCCAAUAUAAAUCGACUCUUCGAAACCAAACUAUCGACAAAAAUGCAGGAUGGAGAUGUGAAAAAAUACGACGAAGAUUUCUCCGAGUUUGACGAUCUCAUGCCGGUUAAAACCGAGGAAAAACUGAGAGAACUGGAGCAUCAAUUAAAAACACAAUCAUAUGCAGACAAACUUUAUAGAUUCUUCGAAACCGUUUUCAAAUUAAAUGGCAAACGCGAAGGAAAACCAUUCUUCCGAAACCUACUACGGAAAUUUGUUGACCCGUCCAUUUUAGUUUCGUACUCGUGGUUGGGAAAUUCACGAGCAAAAAAAGGUGAACCAGCCAACAAGAACAAGAGUUUCAAAGACAAUUUUCCAAGCUUUGUUCAAUUUGUUGGCCGUAUUCAAAGAUCUGCUGACUUCGAAUUUUCGGCAGAAGACACGGAAGAAUCGUUCAGCCAAUUUCUACGGCAGAAAAAUACGGAGUUGAAACGGAAAAUUGCGAGAUCUGGCGCUCCGAAAGCCUCCCACACAAAAAAGAGACGACAACAUUCUCAACAUCUCUCACCCAGAAUCGACGAAACAACUGAAGAAAUCGAAAACGAAGAUCUUUCAGAACAAAUCGCCAUCAAGGAGGUAGACAUCAUUCCAGCAGCCUCCUACAGCAGUUCCAGUUCCAGUAGCAGCUCAGAUACCGAUGUUGAGUAAAAUGUACAUUUCCAUGUGUACAAACAGCAUGACAUGCCAUUUCUUGCCAAUAUGUUAACUUAUUGUUACUACUUUUUUAAUAAAAGAAACUAAAAUCUUUGCGAAGAUU
Aedes aegypti (yellow fever mosquito) is the source of this 1748-nucleotide messenger RNA. RefSeq lists its product as uncharacterized. The record is from RefSeq and is a predicted model, not a curated record. The coding region runs from base 599 to 1639 and encodes 346 amino acids. NCBI's taxonomy places the organism in Eukaryota, Metazoa, Arthropoda, Insecta, Diptera, Culicidae. The transcript has 3 exons.